GUGAGGACUGGACACGGGCCCUUCGUGGGCACUGCGUGAUGUCAGCCCAAGAGCUCGUGGCCUGCCUCUGCCGGGAGGGAGACCGGCACCUGGCCCUGGGAGAGCCCCCGUUGGCCACCGCCUUCUACCUGGCUGCCUUCAGCUGCCACGCCCCCUCGGCCGUGCGGAGCGUCCGCGCCGCCCUGGCGGAGGCACGGGGGGCGCCGGUGGUGGCCACGCUCGAGGCCUGGUGCCGGGGCGACAGCCAGAUCCCGCCCAUCCACUGGGACGGUAUGGCGGUGGUGUCCCUCACGGGGACCCUGGCCUCCGCGUUCCUGGCCGCCCUCUGCCCGGACCACCCGGCCACGGUCCUGCACUCCCUGGCCGGCCUGCUGGCACACGGGCACCACGAGGAAGUGGUGCGGCGCUGCGGCAGCCUGCUGGAUGCCCACGGCCGGCAGGCCCUGGAGCUACAGCUGACCCGCGCCCUGGCCCGCGUCCUGUCCGGGCUGCAGGCGGACGCGGGCGCGGUCGACUAUCUGCAGGCCUUUGCCUCGAACGCGGACCGGACCGUGGCCUUCGUUCGAACCCACCAGAAGCCCUACCUCCCCGUGCUGAUCGGCACCCUCCAGGACUACAUCUCAGGGUGCCGGGAGGCAGAGGACGGCACCGGCCUGCAGGAGACCGCCUGCCGGGGACUCCUGGCAGCCCUGGACCCCGGGGGCAGCCGGAGCCACGCCCUGUCACCGGAAGCCCUGCUGCGCAGCGGCAGGUAUGAGGACUGCCGGGCAGCGUGCAGCCGGGCCCUGGAGUCUGACCUGGUGGGCAGCGGCCCCCAAGGUGAGCGUCUGGCCGCCCUGCUGGUCACCCGCGCGGCCGCGGCCUUAUUCCUGGACGGUGGGGCCCGGGACCUGCUUCGGGACCUGCACGAGGCCUUCCGCCAGAGCCCCUCGGGGGCGCGGAGGCAGUUCGAGGCGGUGCUCUCCGCUGGGGACCGAGAGCGCGUGCGGGCCCGGGCGCAGGAGGCGGCGGAUGCGGGCUUCGCCCACUUCCAGGAGGCCGUGCGGGGCCGCGCUGAGCUCCGCGAAAACUCGGGCCGCGAGCUGCUGGCCCCGGUGACCCGCGCGCUCCGUGUCCUGCUGCGCAUUGCGCCGCCCGGGGAGCGCCCGGCCCUGGGCGCUCGCUUGGCCGAGUGCCUCCUGCUGGCCGGGGACACGACGGGCUCCCGGACGCUGUGCGAGCGCUGGCUGCGGCCUGCGCGCCCCGGGGACCGCGCGGACCGCGCCGGGGACCGAGCGCCCCUGUUGGCGCUGCGGGGCUUCUGCGCGCUGCACGCCGGCGACGCGCGGCGCGCCCGGGAGGACUUCCAGGAGGUGGUGGAGCACGGCACACCGCACCUGGGCAGCUGCGUGCGCGCGCUGUGCGGCCGAGGGCUGCUGCGCGUGCUGACGGGUAGCGCGUUCCUGGGCGCGCUGGACUAUGUCACCGCCAGCCGGCUGCAACCCGAGGAGGCCUUGCUCGUCGCCAAGGCCUAUGUACCCUGGAACCAGCGGGGCCUGCUGCUGACCGUGCUGCGGGAGGAGGGCCGCAAGAUGCUGCAGCGGAGGCCAGACCCGGGACACAUGGGCGCACCGGGCCGCCGGAGGAAGGCCGCCGAGAUGCACAGCCCCGCCGCGCAGGAAGGCGAUGCCCACGGCGUGUACCAGCUGGCCAUGCUCCUCACGGAGCUGGACAGGGGAGACGAGGCUUCGGGCCUCCUGGGGGCCGAUGCCCUGUACCUCCUGGGCCGCCUGGACGACGCCCACAAGACCCUGCUGGUGGCCCUCUCCCAGAGGCCCCGGGCGGCCCCCGUGCUGGCAAGACUGGCCUUGCUGCAGCUGAGGAGGGGGUUUUUCCAUGACGCCCACCAGCUGGUGAAGAAAGUGGUCCAGUCCGGGGACACGGCCUGCCUCCAGCCCACCCUGGACGUCUUCAGCCACGAGGACCGGCAGCUGCUGCGGGGUCACUGCCACGCUCGGGCCCUGGCCAUCCUGCGGGCGCGGCCCAGCGGGGCCGAGGGCACGGCCCACACCAGGGAGGCCAUCGCCUACCUCUCUCUGGCCAUCUUCGCUGCAGGGAGUCAAGCAGUUGAGUCCCUGCUCAUCCGGGCCCACUGUUAUGGGCUCCUGGGCCAGAAGAAGACCGCCAUGUUUGAUUUCAAUUCAGUGCUGCGGGCUGAGCCGAAGAACGUGCAGGCUCUGUGCGGUCGGGCACUUCUGGCCCUGGCCCUGGACCGGCAGAAGGAGGCCGUGGACGACAUCCUCUUGGCUCUGAAGCUUGAUGCGAGGACAGCGGUCCCUGAGAUCCGCUCUCUGAAGCCAGAGGCCCAGGCCCUCGUCACCCGGGGCCUCUCCUCCCGCUGCCGGACCCUCCUGAGCCAGGCAUCGGACGCCGGGGCCCCCCUCAGCGACGAGGACGCCCAGGGCCUCAUUGCGGCCGGGGAGGCGCUGGUCGAAAUCGAUGGCGGGCAGCCGGGCUGGUACAUCCUGCUGGCGGACGUGCUCACGGCAGCGGGCAGCUACGAGGAGGCUGGCGCCUGCCUGCAGAAAGCCCCGCAGGCCACCCCCCUGUCGGCGGCGGCCCGGGCCCGGUGGGGCCUGCUCCAGCUCAAGAAGGGAGACGUGCCAGCCGCCGCGCGGGAUCUUCAGUGCCUGGCAGAGGCGGACGCCCAGGAACUCAGCUUCCUGCUGCAACUCCUAGAGGCCUCGGAGCGGCAGAGCCUCACCCAGGCUGCAGCCCGGGAAGCCCACGCCCUCCUGAACUCAGGGCAGCCGGGGCGAGCGCUGGGCUACUGCUCGCUGGCCGUCCUCGCAGGUAGCAGCGAUGCCCGCCACCUGCGCCUGAGGGCCACCUGUCUGGCUGAGCUGCAGGAGUUUGAGCGGGCACUUGAGGACCUGGACCGUGUGCUCCGGGAGGAUGGGAGGGACGGUGGCCUCCCGACGCAGGUGGAGGACUUGUGCUCCCGGGGACGCCUGCUGCUGAGCCUGGGAGAUGAGGCCAGGGCCACGGGCGCCUUCACCCGGGCCCUCGAGCUGGCGCCCGCGCUGGCCCAGAGCAGCCUGUGGGAGCGGCCGGGCCGGGACCCCACUGCCCAAGUGUUCCUGCAUCAGGGCCAGACCUUGAUGGAGGAGCAGCGCUAUGCAGAGGCCUGGACGGCCGCGGAGAAUGGCCUCCUGGUAGACCCUGAGCACAGCGGCCUGAAGAGGCUGAAGGCGAGGGUCCGGAGGGAGGCCUCCUUGGGCUGCCGGCUCCACUGACCCCGUGCUCUCCGGGCCCGGGGCACGGGUCGCCCUGUCGCCCCCCCCCCCGCCUGGGGCUCCUGAGCAGCAAGAUACUGUGGGCCUCACCCAUGCCGAUCAGACUCAGCUGGGAAGUGAGAGUCCACAGGAUCACCACGUUUCAGGUUAGCGAGAAGACGUUGGCGAUAGCGCGUGGAUAGUAUUACGUCAUCGCCAGAUGACAAAG
Leopardus geoffroyi (Geoffroy's cat) is the source of this 3483-nucleotide messenger RNA. It is a transcript of the gene TTC34, whose product is annotated as tetratricopeptide repeat domain 34. The record is from RefSeq and is a predicted model, not a curated record. The coding region runs from base 39 to 3275 and encodes 1078 amino acids. The transcript has 8 exons. NCBI's taxonomy places the organism in Eukaryota, Metazoa, Chordata, Mammalia, Carnivora, Felidae. Gene Ontology annotation, molecular function: protein binding.